Syngnathus typhle (broad-nosed pipefish) is the source of this 5671-nucleotide messenger RNA. Its product is annotated as A disintegrin and metalloproteinase with thrombospondin motifs 15-like. Lineage: Eukaryota; Metazoa; Chordata; Actinopteri; Syngnathiformes; Syngnathidae. Gene Ontology annotation, biological process: extracellular matrix organization; proteolysis. Bases 301 to 3132 code for a protein of 943 amino acids. Gene Ontology annotation, molecular function: zinc ion binding; metalloendopeptidase activity. The record is from RefSeq and is a predicted model, not a curated record. The transcript has 8 exons.
CUGCACAGCAACAAUAAUAUUUGGAGAGUUACAAGCGGCUGCGGUCUGCAGCACAAACCGAGAUGCAAGAACGAUGAACUGUCUCUCUAUUAUGCGCACACCUUCAGCUGACAGAGGUCAUCAGUGUGCAUGCUUCGAGAUUUAGAGCAUGGGCACAGACUUUAGAUCGACGAUAUAAUGGCAGAAUAGCAAAGCGGAUUGAACUUGUAAUUCAGUUUUUUUUUUUUAAUAAGGGUGCCACUGUGCAAUAAAUUGCAUGCAAACGUAAUUUAGCGGACUUAAAAGGGGUGAUUAGCAGCUAUGGCUUUACUUAGUACUUUCACUUUGAUAAUUUGCGUAAAAGUGGUUCUUUAUGUGACAUUUACACACGGCAUGGAAGCUGACUUCUGCAAACCUUUACGAGUGGACCCCCUUGCGCAUGGAAAGCAUUUACAGAAUGAAAAACACGUUACUUUCAGGAUCAAUGCUUUCAAGCAGGAAUUUUAUCUUCAUCUCCAGUCGGAUUCUAAUUUUCUCGGAGGGGGUCAUUUAAACCCAUUCGAACCCAACGCAUCAACACCCGCGGACCUCGGGAAAUGCUUCUACUCCGGUAACGUCAAUUCCCAGGCGGACUCGUUUGCUGCGCUAAGCUUGUGUAAAGGUCUCAACGGGGGGUUCUAUGAAAACGGCAUGGAAUAUUUCAUCAGCCUAGCAAGAGGUGAGGACGGAACAGCCCAGCUUGGGGACUCUUCAUCCAAGACGCACGUCAUCCACCGCCGGAGAAGCUCUGCGCCCUUGGUCGGAAACUUCACCAGCAGGUGUGGAGUGACACCUGACUCUAACUUCAACACAUCCCUGGAAAAAUACAUGUAUAUGAAAGAAAUAGAGAUUGGAGGCUCGUCGGAAACUGUGCUGGAAAGACUGAGUAGGUCCAAAAGAUUUACCUCCAUCCCCAGAUUUGUGGAGGUGCUGGUUGUGGCAGAUCCAUCCAUGGAUUCAUUUCACGGGGAUGAAUUGAAACAUUACCUGCUGACACUCAUGUCGGUGGCUGCCAAGCUUUACAAGCACCCCAGUAUCUUAAACUCCAUUAACAUAGUGGUUGUGGGCUUUGUGGUUCUGAAGGAAGAUGACAGGGGUCCAAAGGUUUCCAGUAAUGCAGCUCUAACUCUGCGCAAUUUUUGCUCUUGGCAGAAGAAGUUAAAUAAGCACAACGACAAGCAUCCUGAGUACUGGGACACUGCAAUUCUUUUCACCAAACAGGAUCUUUGUGGGGCCACAACCUGUGAUACGCUGGGGAUGGCUGAUGUUGGAACCAUGUGUGACCCCAAGAGGAGUUGCUCUGUCAUUGAAGAUGAUGGCCUACCUUCAGCAUUUACAACAGCCCAUGAACUUGGUCACGUCUUCAACAUGCCCCACGACAACGUGAAGGCAUGUGAGGAUGUCUUUGGAAAACUAAAAGAUAACCACAUGAUGUCCCCAACUCUAAUUCAGAUCGACAGGAAUCGUCCCUGGUCUGUGUGCAGUGCAGCGAUUAUUACUGAAUUUCUGGAUCGAGGUCAUGGAGACUGCCUGCUGGAUCAGCCCCAGAGGCAGCUGUCUCUCCCAGAUAACCUGCCCGGCUCCAGUUACAGUCUUCAUAGUCAGUGUGAACUGGCUUUUGGGGAUGGCUCCAAGCCAUGCCCCUACAUGCAGCCCUGCACCAAACUGUGGUGCACGGGGAAAGCCCGUGGACAGCUGGUCUGUCAAACCAGACACUUUCCCUGGGCAGAUGGCACCAGCUGUGGCACUGGUAGGGUGUGUUACCAAGGGGCCUGCACUGAGAAGAACACAACCAUCCACAUCAAGGUGGAUGGUAGAUGGGGAAAGUGGGGCUCUUUUGGAGAUUGUUCCAGAACAUGUGGGGGAGGUGUCCAACUGGCCAGGAGAGAGUGUAACAACCCAGUACCUGAGAACGGAGGCAAAUAUUGCUAUGGCCUUCGAAUUAAGUAUCGUUCCUGUAACCUCCACCCUUGUCUUGAUACAGAUAAGAGUUUCCGUGAAGAGCAGUGUGAAGCGUUCAAUGGCAUAAACCUGAACACCAACAGACUGGGCUCGUCUGUGGUCUGGGUUCCUAAGUAUUCUGGCAUUUCCCCCAAGGACAAAUGCAAGCUCAUCUGUCGUGCCAAUGGGACUGGUUAUUUCUAUGUCCUUGCUCCCAAGGUUGUUGAUGGCACACCCUGUUCGCCGGACUCCACUGCUGUAUGUGUUCAGGGAAGAUGCAUCAAAGCAGGCUGCGAUGGGAAGCUUGACUCCAAGAAAAAGUUUGACAAAUGUAGCGUGUGUGGCGGUGACAACCAGAGCUGUAAGAAGGUCUCCGGAAUGUUCACAAAACCCAUUCAUGGCUAUAACUUUGUGCUGACGCUGCCUGUUGGCGCAUCAAACAUCGACAUCCGCCAGCGGGGCUACCGAGGAAUUGUCAGUGAUGAAAACUACCUUGCAGUUAAGAACAGGCAUGGGAAGUACCUGCUGAAUGGCAACUAUGUGGUGUCAGCUGCGGAGCGCGACCUGAUAGUGAAGGGCAGCUUGUUGCGCUACAGUGGCACUUCGACAUCUGUGGAGAUUCUUCAGUCCACGAGGCCGCUGCAAGAGGCACUGACAGUGGAGGUGCUCUCAGUAGGGAAGAUGACCCCUCCCAGAGUGCGCUAUUCCUACUACCUUGCCAAACAGAGUAAAGAGGAGAAGGUCUUACGGAAAGAGGAGAAGAACCAUGCGUCACACAAUAGCGUCUUACUGAAUGGCAACAAAGUAGAAGCCCAGAAAAAGCUAAUGGGGAAGCAACCAAUAAAGCACUGGGUGACCGGAAGCUGGGAUGCAUGCACAGUAACUUGUGGUAGCGGCCUGCAGAAGAGGCUGGUGAUGUGUCAGAAUACAGAGGGGAAUCCGGCCUUUGGCUGUAACAGUGCUGUCAGACCUGUUGCUCUGAGAGCGUGUGGAGAUCCAUGUCCCAUUUGGGAUGUCGGGGCCUGGUCUCACUGUUCCAAAUCCUGCGGCAGGGGCUUUAAACGGCGACCAGUGCGCUGUAUGACUGAGAAUGGACUUCAACUGCCGAGAGACCACUGCUCCGGAAGAAGGAAGCCUCAGGAGCUGGACCUCUGUUAUCUGAGACUGUGUUAACGCUGACAAAUACCACAUCAUUAUAAUGUUUGUUACUCGAUUGUUUUUGUUGGUUGAAAAUACAAUCAAAUGCCACAUGACUGCAGCUGACAGGGACCAACAUAACAAAGUCACUGAUGACGGCGAGGGUCUUCCUCAGACCUUCUGUUUACAGGAGAAGAACAUGUUUUGCUCUCCUCACCUGCCGAACCAACUGAGGCAGGUUGGACUUCUACCUCUUCCGGGACAUGUGAAAUGCGCUUCUUCAUUCACAAGUAAUACCUGGCAUUCAUCAGAGGAUGUUUCAAGAGCAGAAAAGUUCAGGCUAACUCAUACGAUUUCAAGAGUCUGCUUGAACCCUGUGUUGUUAUGAAUAAUGUAAUGUGCGUUACCUGUGAAAUUACUUUUUUUCCAUUUUAGCAAAGAAAUCGGUGGAAAUGUGAAACGCAGUACUUUAUUGGAAAUAUUUAACUGAAAUGUUAUGUUCCUGUGUUUUUGUUUCAGUGCUGUUGGCCAGUGAACAAUUACCUUAGGCUAGAGUUACACUAUAGGUCUAAUUGUCCAAUUCUGAUUUAGCGUCUAUCAGAUUUUUUAAAUGACUAUUACAUGUAUCUUCAAAAUACGCACAUCAAAUACCACCAUUUACAUUUUACAAUCAUACAAUUUAGUUGGCCAGGACUGACUCUUCCCAUCAUUAAGUUAGAUCAAAGUGGAAGUUUCCUUCCUUCACAUACCCGCCGAUUCAAAUGAUCAGGGUCAUUAACAAGCUUCUACAGGGCUUGCUGAUGACCUGAUCACUUGAAUCAGGUGUGUUGAGGAGGGACACUUGUAAAACUGGCAGGACAGCAGCUCUCUAAGAUCGGACUUCGCUACCCCUGAGUUAGAUAAAUGCAGCUGCAUUAUUUUCCUUUUUAAAAGAUCCACAUACCAGUAAUGUAUAAUUUUUAGAUUGUCUUUAAUGCUGUCAGGCAUUUUGGUGUUGUUUUGCAUAGAGGCCCGCAUAUAGUGUGUAUUUGAGUGAUACCAACAUCACAUUGGCAGGAUACUGUUUGUAUGAUCUGUCGGUUGAUACUGCAGUCACACUGAUCACAAAUACAUUCAAACGUACUAGCAAAUACGCUGAGACGUGCUUGCAAAUACGUUCAAAUGUACUUGGAUUUAAAAUCCCCAAAUGUAGCAUUUUUCUCAUAAUGCCACUGGGUACCUGUGCGAGUAAAUAGUAAAAGUAUUUAAAUACCGUAACUUUCGGACUAAAAGUCGCUCCGGAAUAUAGGUUGCAUUAGCCAUAAAAUGCACAAAAAAAACAUAUACUAUAAGUCGCUCCGGAGCAUAAGUCGCAUUUUGGGGGGAAAUUUAUUCAACAAAAUCCAACACCAAGAACAGACAUGAACGAGCAACAACAGGCUAAACGAUAGGUAUGCUAACGUGACAUAAACACAAACGAAGAGCUGAGAACGGGCCUGACGCAUUCAGAGUUAUGAAAAAAACGAUUACAUAAAUAACACGUUUAUAAAACUAUCUGUGUCACUCCAAUUCAUUAAAUCCAUCGAUCGUCCUUUGUUAACAAUGGGUGCGCGCCGCUGACGGCGCUUGCACUUCAAAAUAUUCCACAGGCCCAUAUAAUGAUAUAUAAAUUAGAUAUCAAAUAACUAUUAUCUAAGCAAUAAUAUUAUCAAACCAUCUGUGCACUCUAAAUCAUUAAAUCCUUCGAUCAAAUUCCUCGUCCUUUGUCAACAAUGCCGCGCGUGCGCCCUGACGUCAGCCUCGUCGUUAUUCCACAGAUCUAGUAUAUAACUAUAUUGUAGCAUUAACAAAGUACAAGGAAAGACGUGGGUUUGGUAAACGGCUCUUUAUUUAACAAAACAAACUUUCAGGCGUGUGGCGGCGUGGACUUCCAGCCACGGAGGUGGAAGAGAGCUCCAUAGAAUAGGACCGGGCGUGCGUAAAAGCCAUGACCGAGCCCCAUCCACCGUCCCCGUACAGCCACCCGGCCGAGCGUCGGCCCCCGACUACUAUCCACAGAGGUGAAAGAGUGCUCCGUAGAGUAGGACCGGGCGUGCGUAAAAGCCAUGUCCGAGCCCCAUUCACCGUCCCUGGACAGCCACCCGGCCGAGCGCCGGCCCCCGACUUCGAUCCACGGAGGUGAAAGAGAGCUCCGUAGAGUAGGACCGAGCGUGCGUAAAAGCCAUAAUAGUUUUUCAAACCUUCUGUGUCAGUCUAAAUCCUUAAAUCCUUCAAACUCUUCGUCCUCCGUGUCACUUAGAAACAAAGCCCCUAAUGAUGCCGGUAGUACGUGGGGCCCUUCGUCAUCUUCGUCAUCCCGUGAUCAAUCUUUGUCCUUUUUGUAAACAACCGCCGCGCCACGCCGCGCUGCUGACGUCACUUGAAAUUCAAAUUACAGUAAUCCCUUGCUACAUCGCGGUUCGUUUAUUGCGGUUUCACUUUCUAUUUUUUUUUAAAUGUUUGAAAAAAAAACACAUACCGUAAUUUCCGGACUAUAAGUCGCCGUUUUUUUCAUAGUUUGGGUGGGGGGGCGACUUAUACUCAGGAGCGACUUAUA